AUGGCUGAUAAGGAAGGUGGUGUGGUUCGGAAUUUUAGACAGAUGUUGGGACUUGUGGAGGCACUGGAUCUCUGUCUAUCGGAUGUGAAAUUUGUUGAACCUAAAUUUACCUGGCAUGGCAUCAGGAGUGGACAUUUGAUUAAGAUAAGAUUGGAUAGGUUUAUGGCAUGCCAACGGUGGAAAGACUUUUUUGGGGCUUCUAGAGUGGUUCAUCUCAACCCCAGCACGUCAGACUAUUUACCCAUAUUACUUGAAAUCCGGGAGAUCAGGCAACGGCAAAGAAAACGGAAGAAAAGAUUCCGGUUUGAAGAAUUUUGGCUGAAAGAGGAGGAGUGUAAAAAAGUCGUGGAGUCUGGUUGGGAGAAGGCCGUAGGGUCAUAUCCGUUUUUAAAAAUUUGCAACAAGAUUGAUUUGACCAGGAAAGCACUUGAGAAAUGGAGUUCUAACCAGUUUGGGAGUCUGAAACGAAAUAUUGAAGACACAAGGGCUAAGUUAGCAGUGUUCUAUGAUAGCACGCAAUUUACGCCUCCUAUUGAACUCAAAUUUGAGUUGGAAGCCAAAUUGAAUAAUCUGUUACAACAAGAACUACUAUUUUGGAGGGAACGUGCUAAAGUAUUUUGGUUGCAAGAUGAUGAUGCUAAUGCCAAGUUCUUUCACCAACGAGCUUCAAACAGGAAGAAGAAAAAUUGCUUGCAUGGAUUGUUUGAUGAUUAUGGUGCAUAG
This is a messenger RNA of Rosa chinensis, 723 nucleotides long. RefSeq lists its product as uncharacterized. The coding region runs from base 1 to 723 and encodes 240 amino acids. NCBI's taxonomy places the organism in Eukaryota, Viridiplantae, Streptophyta, Magnoliopsida, Rosales, Rosaceae. The transcript has a single exon. The record is from RefSeq and is a predicted model, not a curated record.